This is a messenger RNA of Mytilus californianus (California mussel), 2929 nucleotides long. RefSeq lists its product as uncharacterized. NCBI's taxonomy places the organism in Eukaryota, Metazoa, Mollusca, Bivalvia, Mytilida, Mytilidae. The record is from RefSeq and is a predicted model, not a curated record. The transcript has 11 exons. The coding region runs from base 76 to 2295 and encodes 739 amino acids.
CAAAAUAACUUCCUUGUAGAACGAAUUAUCAAUGCAUUGGGUAGAUGUGUACACCAUGUGUGCGAGGGGAUAAAAAUGUCCACGGGCAAAACACCUUUAUUUUGGGUGUUUACCCUUGUUCUUCAACUGAACAUUGUGGCUACCGCCAUUGUGGCUGCAGGGUGUCCGGUAAGCCCAUUCAUAGGACGUCCACUCUGUAACGAAACAUGUUGGAAGCCGUUUCUAGCUAGAACUAAUAGACUCCAAGACAAGCCUCGGAUUCCCCAUGGUGAACAGUUUACUUGUAAUAUUGGUUAUAACACAGAAUGGCAAGACUUUAGUCAAACACAUGGAUUAGAAUUUGCAUCACUUUUAAAUAACACAGCGUCCGAACUAUUCAAGCCGCCUAUUUUGACUAACAUCGCCUUGUAUCCACUUCCUUAUAAAGACAACAAAUCAUUCAGUCCUGCACUUAAUGUUUCUUUCAAAAUUAAGUUUUUAGGAAAACCCAGCUUACCAGAAACAAAAGCCAUACUCCUAACAUUUGAAAGCCCGGUAUUACAAAACCAGGCUUACAAAAAAUUCAUCGACCAGGCUUAUAGUGUACAAAAGAAUAAAGCUGAAAAUGGCAGAAUUUACCGAAUCUUCAACUUUUCUAAAUAUAUUCCAGACUCGUAUGAUGUGGAAAAACCAAUUCCUGUUGCUUAUCCUUGCCUUUAUGGUUUGGAUGACUGUGGAGGUGAUAAAAAGAUUUACACCAUAACCCUUACCAGUAUAACUAUGAAUAGUACUUACUAUUCAAAGUACUUUAAAUGCAGUCAUUCCACUUGUUCACUGAGUAGUUUGACAUAUACAGUUAGUGUAGUUCCAGUUCGUUAUAACGUUUGGAAUAUAGUACCUGCAAAAGCUUGUAACUCUGAUUUCGAGAAGUGGAAUGCAACAAUAGCGACAACUUUCUAUCCAUCACCUAAUGAUAUAUAUGUUGUUUUCGAACACAGAAAUACUUUCAGUUCAUAUUUUGUUAAAUAUACAGGCGGAAUUUACGAGAAAACUGCCUUGCAAAACCAUACCUUCAAAAAUCUUCCACCUGGACAAUAUGUAAUUGAGGUUAAGUGUUGUAGAGAGGACCAUUCAUGUAUCGAGUACAAAAGUUUCCACGAAAUUAUUAUAGAAGCAAGCGAAAAUUUAAAUAGCAUAAAUGAAAAAACGAUUCAUACCAUUUUUGCAACUGUGUCCGGCAUUUGUCUAGCAGUAAUUUUAUUAAUAACAUUGGCUUGGCUAAAGAAAAGACGAAAAAAUAUAUCUAAUAAUGAUAGCGAACACAUUGAACAGCACCAGUAUGUUAUUAUUUCAAACACCAAUUAUGCUGAUGAAGUUAUUGCGAUACAGCUGGAAAGCGCAAUUGCAAAAUUUGGGAUUGAAAAUGACUGCAUUCUUCGCCGCAACAAUUUGAAAUAUGGUCAUGAAAAUUCAACUAUUCUUAUAUUACUUCCUGUUGAACAUGAGUCGUUCAAAAUGAGGAUUUCAGAGGAUAAAAAAUAUAAAGAAAUUAUAGAAUCAAUUUCAAAAAGGAAAUUGAAAAAUAUUUUUCUUGUUUAUUUUCCAUACAUAAAAGGUGCAAAGCGUGUUAGAUGGUCAUGUUUGCAAAAGUUCAAAACGAUCCGUCUUACAAAAGAUUUCUACAAAAUGAUAAAAAAAAUGAAUAUAAACUAUAAACACUUUAAUAAAAAUUUAUUGUGUGAAAUAAGAUCCGAAUUAGAGGUAGUAGUAAAACGAAUUGAACAAAUAUUCCAAAUGCAAGUACCAACUUCUGCUGAUACCCUUAAUAUUCCUAUUCGAAAUUCUACAGAUCGUUUUGAUGGUAUGGAUCAUUUCACUUCUCCAAAAACAUUCGAUCGUAUAUCGAAAAUUUGUGAACAAGACUCCUGCAAAAUACAUAAACCUAUUACACAAAGAUGUCCGGUUCAUCAUCCGCGUUUUCAUCCUCAAACUUUUCCUGAUAAUAUGAUGUAUACUACUAAUUUAACAAAUAUUCAUCAACAUGAAACUAUUCCGCUUUUAGGAUCUGUUAUUCCUCCAUCGCCAGAGUCAUCUGAGAAAAAUCCAAAAUAUCAUGAACCAUUUAGAACUAAUUCAGGAGAGUCAGGCUACGGACCAUCUCGAAUGAAUUCUUCCUCUGAUGAUGAUCUUCACAAAGAAGACGCCUUGGCCGAUGAUGAUAGUUUGAUUAACCAAAUUAUGUCAGUAAAUAGAGAUCACUUGCCAUCCACACCUUCCGAGAUUGAUCCAAUGUUAGCAAUAAACUUCCAAAUGUAAAAAUAUAAAGUUUAUAUGUAUGCAUUAUAUGAACUUUAACAUAUACUUUACAUCAGCAUGUAUGCAAAUUCAAGUCAUUCUAAGAGCAAUGUGAGGCUUGUGUAAGCGAUUACUUAAAUAGCUCUCACAUAACAUAUUUGGCGGAUAUAUAUCAUGAAAUAACUUGUUCGAUUGUCUUUGAAAAAAUAAUACGCCACAACAGUAUAAAUAAUGAGAAAAAUCAACUAUAGAUUAACCGUUUCUUGCAUUUUAAACCUUCAGGUUAAUACUCUUGAGUACGAAAAAUAAUAGCAAUUACACUAACAGAUAAUGUAUUAAUUCCAGAGCAUAAGCAUUAACUGUGAGUUUUAUCUAUUCGUGAUAUUUUAACCAUGAAAGCGCAACAUGUAUUGAAAUUGAUUGUUAUACACAUAAACGUUAAGAUAUUUUAACGUGAAUCUCGUCUUCCAUGAUUUUUUUAGAGUAACCAUGUCGUAGUUUUUGUAAGACUCCAUUGUUCCAUAAGAAUUGGUUAUGGAUAUUUGUUAUAUAUAAUUUAUAAAAAAAAACAUUUAGAUCUGCCAUAUAAUGUCAGUAUUACUUCUGAUUUGUGCUGUAAAAUUUGCAUUCGUUUAUUAAAUUUGUUUUUAAUGAU